Messenger RNA from Arabis nemorensis, 1134 nucleotides. NCBI's taxonomy places the organism in Eukaryota, Viridiplantae, Streptophyta, Magnoliopsida, Brassicales, Brassicaceae. The record is from the annotation of a GenBank genome assembly.
AUGGUUCCUGGUAAAAAACCAACUCUACAACUGAGGAAAAGGGAAGGAGGCAAAGUGGUUGAUCCUGUUUCUUCCCUUUAUGAAUGGUUGCAACAAAAGACAGUUCGGAUACAGGGUUUCCCACUUAUUUUACAGCUACUAGCGUACCAGUCAAUACCGCAUCUUCUCUCAAGAGUCCCUAAAUGCAAAGAUAUGACAAGUCUGUUGAAAACAGUAGCAACAGAACUUCCACAUCAAACCGUGCUAAAUUUGAACCAUGUGUGGGUCGCUGAAAAUGAUAAAAGUCUUAUUGUUGAACCGAUGAUGCAACUGGACACCAAUCGUGGCGAUCUUUGGGAGGAUGAGGUCAGGACUAAGAAAACUGCGUAUUUGGUACAAUUGGUGAGGGAUGGUUAUAAUUUUAAGAAGGAGAUAUGGCCUGGUGGCGAUAAUUCUCUUCCUCUACAUAUCUACAAGCCUAGGAAUCCUGGCAAGCUCCAACGUAAAUUGGAGGAGUUCUUAUCUACUCCACAAACGAGUAAUGAUGACCUGAGAAUCCAGUUCCAACAGUUUGUAACGUCCACUACUCUGACUAUUAAGGAACUGGAAAGACGUCUGGCCAAGCUUGAACGUUGUUCCAGAUCUCGGCAAUCUUUUGGAGUGGAACCAAUAGUAGAUGAGGCUUUUGGAAAUGCUACCUUUCAUGAUGAUUGGGAUAGAUAUGGUCCUACACAUCAGAUUGUUUCUGAAAUUAACUUAGGAAAAGAUGAGGUCUGUUCACAUAAAAAUGGACAACAUUCAGAGAAUUCAAAUGAAGGCAGAGGAAUACCGAGUGAAAUGUUUGAUGAGGCCGAUAAUGUGACACCCAUGGCUGUGGUUGAAACUGAUGUCGUGGAUACGUUACCUGCUUACGAUUACGAAUGCGUUAUGGUUUCAACUCCAGAUGGUAAAAUAUUUGUUGAACAACAUGCUGAAAACUCUACACGAUUUACGGAUACUGUAGUUGAUUUUAUGGUGAAGAGUUCUACAUUGGUUGAUGUUGCACCAGGUGUGGACACAAGGGAAGAGGCACAAGAACCACACCCAAUUGUAUCUGAGAAUUCAACCAAAGAUGAUGCUUUCCAAAUCGAGAAGUUUUACCGAGCGAUGUGUUGA